Calidris pugnax (ruff) is the source of this 2183-nucleotide messenger RNA. RefSeq names its product vasoactive intestinal polypeptide receptor 1-like. Gene Ontology annotation, cellular component: plasma membrane. The transcript is spliced from 13 exons. Lineage: Eukaryota; Metazoa; Chordata; Aves; Charadriiformes; Scolopacidae. Gene Ontology annotation, molecular function: peptide hormone binding; G protein-coupled peptide receptor activity. The record is from RefSeq and is a predicted model, not a curated record. Gene Ontology annotation, biological process: adenylate cyclase-modulating G protein-coupled receptor signaling pathway; cell surface receptor signaling pathway.
GGAGCAGGACAGGGCUGGGAAGGAGCAGCAGAAGUGGGGUUCGGUGGAGCAGGGUCACCCCUGGGAGCCGGGGUGUUGAUGUGGCCCCCCACCCAGAGGACCACGCAGGAGGAGCCAGGCUGUCCCCAGCCCCUCGGGGACUGACCCAGGACACCCGUGGACAAGGCAGCACAGGGUUGGCUCCAGCCAUGGGGGGCCCGUGGCAGCCCCCCGGUGCCUGCACGCUGCUGGUCCUGCUGCUCAUGCUCCCCAUGCUCCAGGUGAGAGCGACACAUCCCGACUGCUCCGUCGUCCUCUAUUUCCAAGAGCAAGAAGCUGAAUGUCUGGAGAUUAUCAGGAGUGAAAGGGAAACGUCAGCCCCCCCGGGACCCCCCGGGCAACGAGGCUGCCCGACCGAGUGGGAUGGAGUGAGCUGCUGAUCGGCCCUGCCCGUCGGACAGUCCCGAGCUGUCUCCUGCCCUGACAUCCUCCACGUCUUCAAGAAGUCCAAAGCACUGAUCUGGAGGAACUGCACCGAGUCGGGAUGGAGCUUCCCCAGCCCUCCCUACUACAAUGCCUGCGAGCUGGAGACCACUGGCAGCAACAAUGACACUGAGGCCAAGAAAGGCUAUUUUGUCACCAUGAAGAUUCUUUACACCUGUGGCUACUCCACGUCCCUGGCAGCCCUGUUCCUGGCCAUCGGCAUCUUCUCCUGCUUCAGGAAGCUUCAUUGCACCAGGAACUCCAUCCACAUCCACUUCUUCACCUCCUUCAUACUGCGUGGGGCUGCCGUGUUCAUCAAGGACGCCGUCCUCUUCUCGGACGAGUCUGUUGACCACUGCACGAUGUCAACGGUGAACUGCAAAGCAGCCAUCGCCUUCUUCCAGUACUCCGUCCUGGCCAACUUCUACUGGCUGCUGGUGGAGGGCAUGUACCUGCAGACCCUGCUGCUGCUCACCUUCACCUCCGACAAGAGGUACAUCUGGUGGUACAUCCUCAUCGGCUGGGGCGUCCCCAUGCUGACAGUCUGCGUCUGGGUGGUCACCAGGCUGCAGUACGACAACCAUGGGUGCUGGGAUGACUACACCAGUCUGUACUGGUGGGUGAUCAAGGCUCCCAUCCUCCUGGCCAUAUUUGUGAACUUCCUCAUCUUCCUCAAUGUCACCAGGAUGUUAGCGCAGAAGAUCCGGUCCCCGGACAUCAGCAAAAACUACAAGCAGCAGUACAUGAGGCUGACAAAGUCCACGCUGUUCCUUAUCCCUCUCUUUGGGGUGCACUACGUGGUGUUCGCGCUCUUCCCCGAGCACAUCGGUGUGGACGCCCGGCUCUACUUCGAGCUGGUCCUUGGCUCCUACCAGGGGUUCCUGGUGGCUCUGCUCUACUGCUUCCUGAAUGGAGAGGUUCAGGCUGAGAUCAAGAGGAACUGGGGCAAGUGGCAGUCAUCCAUGGAGAGCAACGUCUUCAACCUGGCCACCCAAGACUUCACAGCGUGACGAGGAUGGCGUCUGGGGGGAAGUACCUCCCCGAGGAUGAUGGUGGUGGUCCAGCUCCACGGCUACGGUCCCAGAAACACAAUGAAAAGGAUUUUGUAGGUUCUGGGUCUGGCAUCCCCAGAGGGUGGUUGUGAAUGGCUGUUGGGAAAGGCUCUGCCUACUCAGGUGCUAGUGGAUCUCUUGGAUCCCUGUGACGGUGUCUCGCCCUCCCAAAAGCUCUCUGGUCAGUGUUGGUCAGUGUUUUAGGCAAAGGGAAGAGAGCUCCUCCACCUCUUCUGCCCCAGGACUGGGCAGGAAACACAAAUCCAUUUCAUAAAGGACAUCUGGCAUUUUCCAUUUGGCACUGGAAUGCAAACUGAAGGGAUUUACUGCUGGUUGUUUUCCCCACCUUCCUUGGUUUACAAAAUUGUUUCCCUUAUGGAAAGAUGCCCAGACACAACCCCCAGGAGCUGUUCUGGCAGUGGGAGAAGCAAAUACAGAGACAGACAAGAGUCCACAGCUCCUUCGGUGAGACCCCCACAAUGGUCUCAUGCCACGGAUCCUCCUCUGACAUCCAAAACAUUCCCCUUUCUCCCAAUCCUGUUCCUUCAAGCUGCUCUUGGUGCCAGGGAGGACGGUCCAUCACCCUUUCCAUGCCAUCUCAGAGAUGCUCUGCAGCUCUCCCAGGGGCUUUGCACCGGAGGGACAGGAUGGUUUGCAAGCAGUGGGGGU